This is a messenger RNA of Exophiala spinifera, 3060 nucleotides long. RefSeq names its product calcium-translocating P-type ATPase, SERCA-type. NCBI's taxonomy places the organism in Eukaryota, Fungi, Ascomycota, Eurotiomycetes, Chaetothyriales, Herpotrichiellaceae. The transcript is spliced from 2 exons. Gene Ontology annotation, cellular component: membrane. The record is from RefSeq and is a predicted model, not a curated record. Gene Ontology annotation, molecular function: ATP hydrolysis activity; P-type calcium transporter activity; ATP binding. The coding region runs from base 1 to 3060 and encodes 1019 amino acids. Gene Ontology annotation, biological process: calcium ion transmembrane transport; intracellular calcium ion homeostasis.
AUGGAACAAGCCUACGUCCACGCCACCUCUGAGGUGCUGGGCCACUUCAAUGUCACCGAAGCGAAGGGACUCUCUUCGCAACAAGUGAUAGAGGCGCGAAAACGGUAUGGGAGCAAUUCUUUACCAGAAGAACCUCCGACGCCUUUGUGGCAACUCGUCCUCGAACAAUUCAAGGAUCAGCUGGUCUUGAUCCUCCUCGGUUCUGCCGCGAUAUCAUUCGUACUUGCCCUGUUCGAAGAGUCGGACGACUGGACCGCGUUUGUGGACCCGGCCGUGAUCUUGACAAUCCUGAUUUUGAAUGCGGUCGUAGGCGUCACGCAGGAAAGCAGUGCCGAGAAGGCGAUCGCGGCUCUCCAGGAAUACUCUGCAAAUGAAGCAAAAGUCAUUCGAGAUGGUCAAGUCCAAAAGGUCAAGGCUGAAGAUUUGGUGCCCGGAGACAUUGUCACCGUGGCCAUUGGCGACCGCAUCCCGGCCGAUUGUCGACUCGUGUCCAUACACAGCAACAGUUUUGCGGUUGACCAAGCCAUCCUAACCGGCGAAAGUGAGAGUGUGAGCAAAGACUGCAGGGCGGUUAAAGAUGCGAAGGCUGUGAAACAGGACCAGAUCAAUAUGCUUUUCUCAGGGACAACUGUUGUCACUGGACAUGCUUCUGCCGUCGUUGUGCUUACUGGAAGCUCUACCGCAAUUGGCGAUAUUCAUGAAAGCAUCACCUCCCAAAUAUCCGAGCCGACGCCUCUCAAGGAGAAAUUGAAUGACUUCGGCGACACUCUUGCGAAGGUUAUUACGGUGAUCUGCAUCCUGGUCUGGCUCAUCAACAUCCAACACUUCAACGACCCGUCUCAUGGCGGCAGCUGGGCAAAGGGAGCAAUCUACUACCUAAAGAUUGCCGUGUCUUUGGGUGUUGCCGCGAUUCCAGAAGGUCUAGCCGUUGUCAUCACCACCUGUCUUGCUUUGGGAACGAGAAAAAUGGCUGCUAAGAACGCCAUUGUCCGAAGUCUACCAUCGGUCGAAACUUUGGGAAGCUGCAGUGUUAUCUGUUCUGAUAAAACAGGCACCCUUACGACAAACCAGAUGAGCGUCGAGAAAGUUGUUUAUCUGAAUGAAAGUGGUAACGACCUCGAUGAGAUUGAAGUCAAAGGUACGACUUUUGCUCCGAUAGGCGACCUCGUUCAGAACGGCAAGAAACUGCUAAACCCAGCAGUUACCUCCAGCACACUGAAACAGAUGUCGGAAGUUCUAGCUUUAUGCAACGAGUCUUAUUUGUCGUAUGAUGAGAAGAACAACACCUACCAGAAUAUCGGCGAGCCGACGGAGGGCGCUCUUCGUGUGUUGGUCGAGAAGAUCGGCACUGACGAUACGGCCACAAACGGCACCAUGAACGCACUGUCUGCCGCCGAGAGAGUCCACUUUGUCAGCAAACACUACGAGUCCAAGCUUCCUAUGCAGGCCGUCUACGAGUUCUCCCGUGACCGUAAGAGCAUGUCUGUCUUGGUCGGCAGCGGCGAACAGCAAAAAUUGCUUGUCAAGGGUGCCCCCGAGUCCAUUCUCGAGCGAUGUUCGCAUGUCCUCCUUGGCUCGAAUGGUCGCAAAGUUCCAAUAACUAAGAAGCAUGUCUCACUCAUAUCUGAAGAAGUGGUCGACUACGGCCGAAAAGGUCUCCGCGUCCUCGCCCUUGCCAGUAUCGACAACGUCGGCAACAACAAGCUGCUCCAUAACGCUAAAACCACCAGCGAAUACUCCCAGCUUGAACAGAACAUGACGCUGAUCGGUUUGGUCGGCAUGCUUGACCCUCCACGUCCUGAGGUUGCCGCUUCGAUUCAAAAGUGCAGGGAGGCCGGCAUUCGUGUCAUUGUCAUCACCGGUGACAACCAAAACACUGCCGAGACUAUUUGUAAGCAGAUUGGUGUCUUUGGGCACGAUGAGGAUCUUAGAGGCAAAAGCUAUACAGGCCGACAGUUCGAUUCACUCAGCGAGUCCGAGAAACUUUCUGCAGCAAAGACAGCAUCGCUCUUCUCCCGGGUAGAGCCUACCCACAAAUCUAAACUAGUCGAUCUGCUGCAAGCUGCGGGUGAGGUUGUUGCCAUGACAGGUGACGGUGUGAACGAUGCACCAGCGCUCAAGAAGUCGGACAUUGGGGUCGCGAUGGGCACGGGGACCGACGUCGCCAAGUUGGCUGCUGACAUGGUUCUUGCUGACGAUAAUUUUGCUACUAUCGAGGUCGCGAUCGAGGAAGGCCGUACGAUCUACUCCAACACACAGCAAUUCAUCCGGUACCUCAUCUCCAGCAACAUCGGCGAAGUAGUGUCAAUCUUCCUCACUGCAGCACUGGGUCUACCAGAAGCUCUAAUUCCGGUACAACUACUUUGGGUCAAUCUCGUUACUGAUGGUCUGCCAGCUACUGCACUCUCUUUCAACCCCGCCGACCACGAUGUCAUGCGUCGUUCUCCACGCAAACGUGAUGAGCCGUUGGUCAGUGGCUGGCUGUUUUUCAGAUACAUGGUUGUUGGCACGUACGUUGGCGCAGCCACCGUGUUCGGCUAUGUGUGGUGGUUUAUGUUUUAUUCUUCCGGCCCCCAUAUCUCCUUCGCACAGUUGAGCAACUUUCACAAAUGUUCGGCUACCAAUCCACUCUACGCGAAUGUCGAUUGUGGCAUCUUCGCACCAAACGCUAUUUCUAACCGCACGGCGUCGACGAUAUCACUGUCAAUUCUAGUGGUUAUCGAAAUGUUCAACGCCAUGAACGCGCUUUCGAGCUCAGAGUCUUUGCUCACUAUGCCAUUGUGGAAGAACAUGAAGCUGAUCUACGCGAUCUGUCUAUCGAUGGCACUUCACUUUGCUAUCCUGUACACCCCAUUCUUGCAGACUUUGUUCUCAAUUGAACCUCUCAAUCUAGCUGAGUGGUCAGCCGUCCUGUGGAUCUCGGUGCCAGUGAUAUUCAUUGAUGAGGCGCUGAAGGUAUUUGAAAGAGCGUUCUUCCUGAGCAAGACUGAGGCGGCAGUUGAGGCGCAUAAGAGCGAAGGACCUGGAUCUGUGGCCAAUGGAAAGGUCAAGGCCAAUUAA